Molecule: messenger RNA, 576 nt
Organism: Hypoxylon fragiforme
Lineage: Eukaryota; Fungi; Ascomycota; Sordariomycetes; Xylariales; Hypoxylaceae
Product: P-loop containing nucleoside triphosphate hydrolase protein
Exons: 3
Coding region: 1-576 (191 amino acids)
Biological process (GO): small GTPase-mediated signal transduction
Molecular function (GO): GTPase activity; GTP binding
Source: RefSeq, a predicted model, not a curated record
AUGGAGGAUAUUGCAGUGAAGGUCCUUCUCAUUGGGGAUGAGGAAGUAGGGAAAACAACAUUUUUAUCGCGGAUCAGUAGAGGUAGCAAUAACCUCGAAGGCCAUGGCUCCAUCACCUUGCUACGAGACAUAGACCAGCCCUUCGUUUUUGAAAUACGGAAUAGGAGGCGUGGGUAUCGUAUUGAAUUCUAUGAUACGUCUUCUCCAGAAGACUGGCGAUUGCUCGAACCCGACUUGAUUCUUAUUUGCUACGACAUCAGCCAAAGAUCAAGCCUCGUCAAUAUGCAAAGACUCUGGAUCAAGCAGGUCCAUGCCACUUUCCAGGCUAGUGACCGCAUCCCACUGAUAGUCGUCGGUCUUAAGAGGGACUUGAGAUCCGAGAGCGAUCCAAAUGGAAUCAUAUACCCUCAAGAAGCGUAUAAUGUGUCCCAAGAGAUGAGGGUGGACAAGUAUGUCGAGUGCUCCGCUGUCACGGGCGAGCUCCUGAAGCUGGCCUUUGAGGAGAUAUGUGAUGUCGCCGUAAAGACGGCGACUCCCGAUGGCGGGCAAACUGAAGGCGGGUGCGUGAUCCUAUAG